Molecule: messenger RNA, 1422 nt
Organism: Tribolium castaneum (red flour beetle)
Lineage: Eukaryota; Metazoa; Arthropoda; Insecta; Coleoptera; Tenebrionidae
Gene: PIG-V
Product: Phosphatidylinositol glycan anchor biosynthesis class V
Exons: 1
Coding region: 1-1422 (473 amino acids)
Biological process (GO): GPI anchor biosynthetic process
Cellular component (GO): mannosyltransferase complex; endoplasmic reticulum membrane
Molecular function (GO): alpha-1,6-mannosyltransferase activity; GPI mannosyltransferase activity
Source: RefSeq, marked provisional
AUGUCUGAACGAGAGGUUAUUUUGAAAGCUGCUCUAACCUCUCGCUUUUUCCUUAUCACAAUUCAAUACGUCUCCAAUUUACUGAUACCUGACCACGAAGCUGACGCUUACACCUAUCCAAAAAAUGAAGAUAAUGGAAUAUUUGAUAAACUAGUCACUCACUUACUGGGCGGUUUUGUGAGAUGGGACGCCCAUCAUUUUAUGCAUAUUGCAAUUUUUGGCUACACUUAUGAACACACGUUAGCAUUUUUCCCACUUUUUCCAUAUUCAGCUAAACCAGUUGUGGCAAUUUUAAGUUAUUUGCUUCCGUUUCUUUCAACUGAUUCAUUGACUCUCAUCACGUUAAUUACAGUCAAUAUUUUUUGUUUCGCACAAUCAGCGCUGUGCCUCUAUCAAUUAUCAGCCUUAAUAAUGAACAAAGAUUUGGCCUUGAAAGCUGCUAUUUUGUUCUGUUGCAAUCCCGCGUCUGUAUUUUUCACAGCCCCGUAUUCAGAAUCACUAUUCUGCUACUUGACUUUUAAAUCGAUGCUAAAUUCGGUCCUCUUGUAUAAAAAAUACAAAAAUCAGGGUUAUUUACUGAGUGAUGUCGCCUACAUUAUUCCAAUUUGUCUCAGCACAUGCACAAGGUCGAAUGGGGUCCUAAACAUUGGAUUUCUAGCCUAUGCGUUAAUCUGUCUCUUCCUUGAAAAAAUUAAAUUGGAAAAACAAAUAUGUAACCUCCUGUUAUGCCUUGCCAAAUUUAUUACAUUAGCCGCGGUUUUAGUUUUAAUUUGCCUAGUGCCAUUUAUUUGCUUCCAGUUUUAUGGCUACCAAACAUUUUGUAAAAAUUUUAAAAGUUAUCAAGUCCCUCUUGUUUUGGGCCACAAAAACAUUGAUAAUUUUGUACUACCUGGGACUUUUUCACAACACAAUCAGUCCUGGUGUUACAAGAAAAUGCCAUUGGCCUACUCUUACAUCCAGUCUCACUAUUGGAAAGUCGGUUUUUUGCAGUAUUACGAACUUAAACAAAUUCCUAAUUUUUUGCUCGCAAGUCCGAUCAUUUUAAUUAUAUUAGGACACUCGUUACAUUUUCUUAAAGAGUUUCCUAAAUCAAUUAGUAAAUUAUUCAACUUUGAUUUAAUUUCCGUAAAGUCAGUGCGCACUAAAAAGUUUUUCCCGGUUAUGGCGGUGUUUAUCGUUCACGCCAGUGUUCUGACCCUUUUUUGUGUCUUCAAUAUCCACGUCCAAGUAACCACACGAAUGUUGUGUUCCGCAAGCCCUGUUAUUUAUUGGUUUUGUUCGUACUACGUAACGGAUGUUAAUUUAUUCAAAAAUUUGAUUGCAAGAAAAUGUAACUGGGGCGAGUUGUUGGUACUUAGCUAUUUUCUCGGGUAUUAUUUCGUAGGGACCGUAAUGUUUUGUAAUUUCCUGCCCUGGACUUGA